AUGUGGAGAGGUUUGUCAAGUACUCUUGCAACAAAGGCUGCUUUAUUUGCUCGUAAGUUAUCUUUGGAUCCAAUCUGUUCUCUAUGCCAAUGUUUCCCUGAAACUUUGGAACACAUUCUUUUUGCUUGUCCAUGGGCGAGAAAGACUUGGAUGUUUCAUCCAAUUGGUUACCGUCCCCAGCUUCAACAACUUACAACUUUUGAUACUUGGUUCUAUCAGCUCUCUUUCCCAGUUUCCACAGAAAAAUCUCAGCAACAAGAGGUUAUGUCUCAUAUUAGUUUCUUACUUUGGUACAUAUGGAAACAUAGGUGUCAUUGUGUAUUUAAUUAUAGUACUCCAGAUUCUAGAUUGGUUGCAUCUACAGCUUUUGAUGCCUCUCUAGAAUUCCUGUCCUCAAAGAAGAAGAUGGUUACUCAAUCAGUCAAAUCCUCUCUACGAUCCAGACCACCACCAAAACCAAAAUGGAUUCCUCCUCUGCCUCAACAACUGAAGAUAAAUAGUGAUGCUUCUUGGACUUCUCAGUCUGUAGGUGUGGCUGCUAUCGCUAGAGAUAGUACAGGACACGUGGUGGGGGGUGUUCACUCAUUCAGUUCAGCCCCAACUCCUCUCUAUGCUGAAGCUCUAGCCCUUUUGGCGGCUACUAAUCUUGCUCAUAGCCUUAUUGAUCAGCAUAUUCAAGUAGAUUCGUUUCUGUUUGAAUCUGAUUCCUUUCAACUAGUUGAUCUCCUUAAUAAUUCAGGUCCAUCUUCAGAUUGGGCUGUGAUGCCCCUGAUAGAUUAUAUUCGAGAUCGUACAGUUGCUCUCCCUUCUUAUAGCUGGACUUGGUCUAGCAGGUUGGCUAAUCAAGCGGCAGAUCACUUAGCUUGUUUGGCUCGUAGGAGAAUGUGUCCGGAUGAUUGGUGGAUUCAUCCUCCUUCCUCCUUAUCUUACUUCCUUCUCUUAGAUGCUGUUUCUACUCCAGAUUUCAUUUCAGUUUAGUUUAGUGGCAGUUUGAACCAAGCUUUAGUCUUUACUCUUCAACAAGAAAGGCCAACAAUGGGGACCAUUUCUCUAUUAUCUGCUUCAUUUUCUUCAUUACAGAAGCUCUGACGAUGCUGAUGAGCUCAGCUUGUUGCUUU
Molecule: messenger RNA, 1118 nt
Organism: Rosa rugosa (rugosa rose)
Lineage: Eukaryota; Viridiplantae; Streptophyta; Magnoliopsida; Rosales; Rosaceae
Exons: 2
Coding region: 1-978 (325 amino acids)
Molecular function (GO): RNA-DNA hybrid ribonuclease activity; nucleic acid binding
Source: RefSeq, a predicted model, not a curated record